GCCAUGAAUGCUGCCAAGAGCGAUGCGUUUUUGACGAUACCCAUAUAAAUAUACGUCACCACUUAGCUGACUUACUUCGCGUGUAUGGAACGAUAGGUUCUUGCCCUAUAAAGGAAUAUCAAAUGCUUUUCAAUAAAAUCCUUGAAAUAUUUCGGGCACUCAAUGACAUGCAGGAAUUCGUGUUUUGGUGCCUUUCAGCAAUAUCUGUUUAUACUAUUGGGGGUAAACUGGGCCUUGCAGAAAUACAUUACGAUUGGCUCUAUACAUCAGAUAACAGGAACGCGGACAUUGUCCGCUUCCACGGUAUGAUCAUAAAAUUCGGACUCGGAAAGUGGCAGGAUGCAGACGAAAUCUUGAUUGACUGUCUAAACGAAGCCACGCCUGGCAUGUCGGGCGAUACCUACGUACAAGGGUCGCGACCGCAUACACGGAACCUACCACAACUCUUUGCUAUAAACGACCAAAUAUUUAAACACGUCGAAGUUGUCUACCUAGCAAUAGAUUUCGUGGGAAAAUUCGAGGAGCUGGAAGAUUCAUUCGACCCCUCUUCAUGGUUAUGGUCACUUCAUCUGACUAUCUUAACAUCUGCCAUCAAAUAUAGCUCUAAUUGUCAAAUAUGCUCUUCUAUACUUGGAACUCUGUUAGCGUCUACAUUCGAAGCCGUAGGCGAUAUAAACAGGUCGAAGCAAUGGACCCUGCGGAGCUUCCUAGAUCUCAUGGGCUUUGAAGACGGGCGGAUACCACAUGACCACAGUUUUGUCGACAACUACGGUGGUCUUAUCUUCAAUUCUAUUUUGAGGCAUAGAGGGAUAGAUAAUAGAGGUGAUGAUGAUUUACAGGAUGAUGACUUAAGUGAAGACACGGAAACCGUUGUGAACAAUGAUUUUGCGCGCCCUGAAGUGUGGAGUUUCGGUGAAGCGGAUGGAGGUAUUGAGCUUACGCCCAGCUUACCCGAUGUACAUGAUUACACUUCCACGUAUCACAGGUAUACUUUUUUAUUUUCUCACGGAUACUGGGACAGGGGGGUUUGAUUGAACCAUUCCUUUAUUCGUGCGUUAACAGCGAUAAACCUGAGACAUUUUUAAUGUGGAUGGCGAAGGGUAGCGGCACCGCGGAUCUAAGCCCCGGAAGGGUUAUGUGGCGUUUGUUUCCUUAUCUAACCAUCGGAUUCCCCUACCUGCUUGUCCUGUCUUCUGUUCUUCUCAGUUCGUUUCUAAUCCUACUUCAUUAUGGAACCAACUUGGUUGCCAACACUUGUCGAGAGUCUCGUGAGCAUCAUUGAACUUGUAGACAGUUGAGCUCGAUGGAUAGUUCAAGCAAUAAGAGCAAUAAGGUGCGGGUUAGGAAGACGACUUAAAUAACAUCGUCAUUGUCUCGAGCCUUUUCAGAAAUGC
This is a messenger RNA of Hypoxylon trugodes, 1394 nucleotides long. RefSeq lists its product as uncharacterized. Lineage: Eukaryota; Fungi; Ascomycota; Sordariomycetes; Xylariales; Hypoxylaceae. The transcript has a single exon. The coding region runs from base 123 to 1031 and encodes 302 amino acids. The record is from RefSeq and is a predicted model, not a curated record.